ACUAUUUUCACAGCGACUGCACGUGACACACUACGGCUUUCGACAAAGCGACUAUGGACAAUGAACAAAUCUAAACAAAUGUGUUGGUACUCCAAAGUGUUUUUCCGAGUUUUCGCCAAUUUAGCCGUCAGACUUUGUAGCGAAUCGCUGGACGCCGCUUAUAAAAUGUGUUCUUUGUGUUGGUGCAGCAAAUGUUACGUCAAAGAAACGAAUAAUGACUUCAUCAUUGAGACAAGUGAGGAAUUCUACAAAGAAGUGAGCAGAGAAUCUGCAGAAGUUCUGCUGGAAAACAGGCAGAAUGGCACAUUCAUUAUAAGGCCAUCAAAAAAUUCCAAUCUGGGCACGUUGUCUGUUAUCCAGGAUAGUAAAAUAUUUCAUUUAAGCAUAAGGAAGAGACUUGACGGUUUUAUUGCCCUCGGAAAUGAAAAAUUGAACGAGAAGUGCUUCAGGAAUGUAGAUUAUUUGAUUAAUUAUUAUGUUAGUAAUUAUCUAUUAUUGUAUUCAAAUGAAGGAAAUAUCCAAAUCAAUACAUUAUUAAUUCCUUUUAGAGACAAUAAAAUUAUUCGAGAUUGAACUUCAAUGCAUGAGGAAUAUGAUAUUGAUCAUCAUUAUAUUUCAUAAUUGGAAAGAA
Phaedon cochleariae (mustard beetle) is the source of this 631-nucleotide messenger RNA. The record is from the annotation of a GenBank genome assembly. Lineage: Eukaryota; Metazoa; Arthropoda; Insecta; Coleoptera; Chrysomelidae.